Molecule: messenger RNA, 1791 nt
Organism: Phyllostomus hastatus (greater spear-nosed bat)
Lineage: Eukaryota; Metazoa; Chordata; Mammalia; Chiroptera; Phyllostomidae
Gene: CTSK
Product: cathepsin K
Exons: 8
Coding region: 133-1122 (329 amino acids)
Biological process (GO): immune response
Cellular component (GO): lysosome
Molecular function (GO): cysteine-type endopeptidase activity
Source: RefSeq, a predicted model, not a curated record
UCCAAAUUUUCCAGCCAGCAGCUGGGGCUGACUUCCGCAAUUCUGAUGGAAUAAAUCCAGCACUCCUAGUCUCUGGCAUUAUCCACACUCCCCUGCAGAACGGAGCCCAGAGAGCAGAUCCCCAGCAGCAGGAUGUGGGGGCUCAAGUUUCUGCUGUUGCUGCCGGUGAGCUUUGCUCUGUACCCUGAGGAGAUACUGGACACUCAGUGGGAGCAAUGGAAGAAGACCUACAGGAAGCAGUAUAACAGCAAGGUGGAUGAAAUCUCUCGGCGUUUAAUUUGGGAAAAAAACCUGAAGCAUAUUUCCAUCCAUAAUCUUGAGGCCUCUCUUGGAGUCCAUACGUAUGAACUGGCCAUGAACCACUUGGGGGACAUGACCAGUGACGAGGUGGUUCAGAAGAUGACUGGACUCAAAGUGCCCCCCUCUCAUUCCCGCAGUAAUGACACCCACUAUGUCCCCGACUGGGAAGGCAAAGUCCCGGACUCCAUUGAUUAUCGAAAGAAGGGAUUAGUUACUCCCGUCAAAAAUCAGGGUCAGUGUGGUUCCUGUUGGGCUUUUAGCUCCGUGGGUGCCCUGGAGGGCCAGCUGAAGAAGAAAACGGGUAAACUCUUAAAUCUGAGUCCCCAGAACCUGGUGGACUGUGUGUCUGAGAAUGAUGGCUGCGGAGGGGGCUACAUGACCAAUGCCUUCCACUACGUGCAGAAGAACCGGGGCAUUGACUCCGAGGAUGCCUACCCAUACGUGGGACAGGAUGAAAGUUGUAUGUACAACCCAACAGGCAAGGCAGCUAAGUGCAGAGGCUACAAAGAGAUCCCUGAGGGGAACGAGAAAGCCCUGAAGAGGGCAGUGGCCCGAGUGGGACCCAUCUCUGUGGCCAUCGACGCAAGCCUGACCUCCUUUCAGUUUUACAGCAAAGGUGUGUAUUAUGAUGAAAACUGCAAUAGCGACAACCUGAACCACGCGGUUCUGGCCGUGGGAUAUGGGAUCCAGAAAGGAAAAAAGCACUGGAUAAUUAAAAACAGCUGGGGAGAAGACUGGGGAAACAAAGGCUACAUCUUAAUGGCUCGGAAUAAGAACAACGCUUGUGGCAUUGCCAACCUGGCCAGCUUCCCCAAGAUGUGACUUCAGCCAGCCAACCCCAUCCUGCUCUCCCGUUCCUUCCAUGACGGUGCAGCGAAGUGAUGUACUCUGGAAGGGAGCUGGUGUGCCCUUCUUGAAGCAGAUGUAGUGCUACAGAGAUUGUCUGUUCAGUCUCCCCAUUUGUUUGUGCUUCAGGGGACACUCCUAGACUGCUUUCCUUCUCUCCACCCAAGGCCUUUAUUUUUCAUUGUGGCCACAGUAGGACUUUCCCUAACAGGUGUGCAUCCUUAGACUAAGAGAUGUUAGCACAGCCUGCCCUGGCUGCGUUGUCCUGGGGCCGCUGCUGUGCAGACAGGUAGACGACAGAGGUCGUCAGGCCAGAUGCUCAUUCACAGGGCCCAGGUGGCUUUGACCGCCCUGGGGGGCUAAGGUGAUCUGACUUGUCGAUCUAGAAGUUCACUUCUUUUAUAUCCCAAGGUAGAAAUAGCUAUGUUUUACACCUUGAUUCAUAAAUCUAUUCAUCAGAUUUUGGUGUAAGUUAACACGAUACAGGAAAUGUGUUUCCUUUUUCCUUCUUUGCAUAUUUAAAGUGAACCCAGUAUUUAUCUUUUGUCUAUAACUUAAUAAAUAGCUGUUUUGUAACCACUCAUUUUGUAUCAGAUACUGUGCUCAGUGCUGGAGACAAAAAGGUGAAUAAAACGUAUCCAUUAA